UGACAUGUUUAUUCCUUCCCAGUAGCCCGAGUGGGGUUGCGCCCUGACGUCUCAUCUGUGUGCUCCCUCUCAGAUAUGUGCUGUGCGCGCUCGUGAGUGUCAGAGCUCAGAUAUCUGCGCAGCUGAGGAGCAGGGGACGACGCACCAGACAUGAAAGGCACGAGGGAAACCUUCCCCGAGUGGAAAACCUCGCUGGCGGGUGUGUGCGCACUGCUGCUGCUUCUGGGCUGCGCCGCCUCAGUUUUCCUGUGGGUCCAGCACAAGGAGCUGGCAGAGGAGCUGGUCAGGCUGGAGUCCCAGAUGCAGGAGUUGGCAGAGUGCUGCCGGCUGCGAGGAGGACUCCCGCCAGACGAGCGUGGAGAGGCUGGAGGUGCGAGGAAGCUCCGGCGCAGCAGACGAAACCAGGAGGGACUCUGGACGCAGACACGAGAGCAGGACCAGCUGAUGCUGAUGACAUUCUCUGUGGUUCCUAUCAAAGCCUACCAAGAGCUGUGCAACAACUCCAGAGGAAAUUGUUUAAUGGGUCCACCUGGCCCCCCAGGUGUUUCUGGCAGGCCUGGCAGGCCUGGCCCACCAGGACAACCGGGCGCGCCGGGCCCAGAAGGCAGACGAGGGCGAAGAGGUCCUCCCGGUCCUCCCUGUCCUGCCUGUUGUCCCACUAAGGCAAAAAAGAAGAUCUUUGGAGAACAGAGUCUUCAGAAAUUUGGUUCAAAGGACCAAGACCCAGCACAACCAGGCAAUGAGACCAGAGACGCUCUGAAUGUUACUGGACCUGUGAAACGUCAGGAUGUAGAACAUGAAGUCAGCUAUAUUUCACCGAAUGAUACGAGCACCGGAAAUGUCACGCAGACGCCAAUUACACCGCCACCAGACCAAGACCCAACACAACCAGGCAAUGAGACCAGAGACGCUCUGAAUGUUACUGGACCUGUGAAACGUCAAGAUGCAGAACAUGAAGUCAGCUAUAUUUCACCGAAUGAUACGAGCACCGGAAAUGUCACGCAGACGCCAAUUACACCGCCACCAGACCAAGACCCAACACAACCAGGCAAUGAGACCAGAGACGCUCUGAAUGUUACUGGACCUGUGAAACGUCAAGAUGCAGAACAUGAAGUCAGCUAUAUUUCACCGAAUGAUACGAGCACCGGAAAUGUAACGCAGACGCCAAUUACACCGCCACCAGACCAAGACCCAACACAACCAGGCAAUGAGACCAGAGACGCUCUGAAUGUUACUGGACCUGUGAAACUUCAGGACGCAGAACAUGAAGUCAGCUAUAUUUCACCGAAUGAUACGAGCACCGGAAAUGUAACGCAGACGCCAAUUACACCGCCACCAGACUACUCGCCUGCACCCUGGGUGGAAACCAGUUCAGAAAUCACAACAGAAACAUUAAGAAAUUUCACAGCAGUGUUACCAACACUGAGUGCCAACCUUGAGGACAGAGACGCCUUGAACGCUACUGACUUAAAAGGGAGUCGUCAUGGAAACUUUGAACUUGAAACACCAAAACCCCAUCCAAGUGAGAGCUCCAUCAAAUUCCUGAAUGGCACAAACUUGGAGGAACAUCUAACCAGGAAACUUGACCCUGAACCACCAACACUGCGUUCAGAUAAUACCACAGGAGAGUUGCUUAAUGGACAUCCUGAAUUGUUUUAUGAAGGAGACCACAUAGGGACUUUGAAUGAUUCCGAGGUUAUAAAUGUUACAGAGGGAAGGAUAAAGUUGUUACCAGGGGUGCUUGACACAAACCAAAACAGGGAUGCCUUCAAUGACAGCAGAGUCGACACUGAAACAAGCUUUAAAAGCGAACCUCCAAUGCAAGAUUCAGCUAAUACCACAAGAGAUGCUUUUAAUGGUUCUGAAUAUUACAAUCAACCAAAAACUGAACCUGGACCAGAAACAUCUCAUGAAGGUGUUAGCAUUGGGACUUUUAAUGACUCACAAGCUAUAAAUGUUACAGGAGGAUGGGUAAACUUAGUCAGAGAGCCGGGGGCAUUUGAUGAUGGUGAUGGCAUGGUGACUGUAAAUGAUUCAAACACAAUACAUGUUACAGAGGGACCUACACAAUUAUUGAAAGGUCCUGCUGAUGCCUUCAAUGGCAGCCGAGUCAUCACUGAAACAAGCUUUAAAGAAACACCAACAGAGCAUUUAGCUAACAACACCAGAGACGCUUUAAAUAUUUCUGACUUUUACAAUCCUCUAAAGAAAAAAAUGGAAUAUGAGCCAGUGCUGUUUAAUAAAGAUGACAGCAAUGGGACGAUGAAUGACGUGGAUCCUGGAAAUGAAACGUAUGCACCAGUAAAACCAUUUCCAGGACCGACUGAAACCAACAGAAGCAGCAAUACGUUCUUUUCCAACACAAUCACGAAUGAAACUGUUGUAAAAAGCGAAUCAACAACUCCUGUUGAAAACUUCAGAGAAGCGUUCAACUUUAAUGACUCCAAGAAUCAGCUGGAGAAAAACAAAGAUUCUGCUUCACCUUCUGUUGACAAGAGUCAGAGGAUAAACACUUUGAACAGCAGUGGAAACAUUGCAGACAAACCAAUGAAAAGUGGCGAGAAUCUAUCCUCUACUGAGUCUUCCCAACCUGUCCAAACCUACAAUAACAGCAACGCAAUCAGCAAUGAAAAGUUUACAAAAACUGACUGCAAGAUCAAAGCCAUCAAAUGUUCAGAUAAGUCCACUAAAAUGUUCAGCACCUUCGGAGCCUGGAUGUCGGAUGCGUCACGGUCUGACGAUCGGAUCUGGGUGGCGGAUCAUUUCUCAGGUCGUCGAUUGCAGGAGUUCAAGAACAUUUCACUACUGUCGCAAAACGAUCAUAAAGAUGUGGAUGUUAGGAAGUUUUACCAAGGCUGUGGCCAUGUUGUUUAUAAGGGGUCAUUUUACUUCCACAACGGAGGAACAAACACCCUUUACAAGUUUGCCUUGAACACGAGGAAAACCACCGCUCUGACCAUGCCAAACAGCAGAUAUCGCCAACUGAGCUAUCUCUUCCACAACUCCAAGACUUAUUUCAAGUUUGCCGUGGAUGAAAACGGACUGUGGGUCAUCUUCGCCUCAAACACAGACGAUAACACGAUGGUGGCAAAGCUCAACCCGGACACUUUCUCUGUGCAGUCCAUGAUUAACACUGCCUACCCUUCAGCUAAGGCAGGAAACGCCUUCAUCGUGUGCGGGGUGCUGUAUUUUACCGACAACUUGGACAAACUUGUGACAUAUGCCUUUGAUUUGAAGACACAGAGUCCUCUGGAUGUAAGUUUUGAUUUAAGGAAAGGAAAUGAAAUCUUAGCUAUGCUGUCUUAUUAUCCCAACAAAAGACUGUUGUACAUGUGGGACAACAGCAGUGUGAGAACCUGCAGGGUUAAAUUCAAAAAUAGCUAAAAGAAAAAACAAAAAUCCUACCAGUUUUCUAUUUUUGUAAAAGUGGCUUAAAAAGAAAAAAAACUAUUGUGUUUGUUUGUGUUAUUUUCUUUCUGUUGCAAUAAAUGUGACCCUAAAUA
This is a messenger RNA of Fundulus heteroclitus (mummichog), 3503 nucleotides long. Its product is annotated as gliomedin-like. The record is from RefSeq and is a predicted model, not a curated record. Gene Ontology annotation, cellular component: cell surface. The coding region runs from base 151 to 3384 and encodes 1077 amino acids. NCBI's taxonomy places the organism in Eukaryota, Metazoa, Chordata, Actinopteri, Cyprinodontiformes, Fundulidae. Gene Ontology annotation, biological process: signal transduction. The transcript is spliced from 32 exons.